CCCCUGAAGCACCCCCAAGUGAAUAAACGACGUGUGUGUCAAGCUUAGACUAUUGCCAGUAUUCUAUGAAUGAGGACUUGGAGGGCAGUAUUUAAUACGAUUUCUCUAGAGCUGUGAACAAAAAACUGUAUUGCAAUCUUUUUUUUUUCGGAGUUAAGUUGGUGUUUAUUCUUCUUGCGUUCCGUGGGCGAAGAGCCAUUCUGCAUGGACAUCUCAUUUAUGAUGUCUUCCUAAAUAAAUCGCGUUGAUGUGCUGCGCCGGGAUAAACCUCUUAGGCUUUUAAGGAGACCAGGGUUCAGUGAUAUAUUGGAUCAGCAGAACUGAUAAGGGAGAACCAAAACGUUGAAGUGCACAAGUCCAACACCGCAAUCGCCAUGAGCACAGAGCGUGAGGUCACUGCUUCACAGACUGUUGUAAAUGGGGUAUCGUCCUCCAGCGUCCAUGAUCAGGACCGAGUGGUUGAAGUCCCUUUGCGUGCACGCUCUAUCUCUGCUGUUAAAAUAAUUCCUGUGAAGAGGGUGAAAAGUUCUCCUGAUUUAAUGCUGGUGACAGAAACAGAUCCUUCCAAAGUGUGCACAGGGAAGGGAGCUGUGACACUCCAUGUGUCCAGCAUUCAUGCAGACCUCCAGAGCAGCAGCCCCCAGCCCUCUCAAAGUCCUGAGCCGACAGACACAGGAACAGGUGGUUGGAAAGCACUGCCAGGUGUCGACGCUAAUGGAGACAGCUCAGCCCACUCGCUGGCUGCAAAGGGAUACCGAAGUGUCAGGCCAAACCUUAUUGCAGACAGCAAGACACAUUCACAGAAAUCUCCCCCCCUGCCCCCUCCUGCGAAAGAGCAAAGCUUUGCAUGGCGGCCCACUACUAAUCAGAAACUCUCCUACCUUUCCCCGGUUCCCAUCAUGGACUGUUUGUACAUGAGUUACCCAAAACCAUACGUGCCUACAGCACCGUCUAGUGGCAUCAGUGGGCAGUGCUUGUCACAAUAUUCUGGUCUAGGCCUGGGUUCUUCAGCAGGGCACACACUAGCACCAGUGUUUGGUUCAGUCCCCAAAGGCACAGUGCAUGAUUGGCAGGAACAAUCCAGACCAGCUCAGUCUGCCACUGUGAGUGGCCAUGUAAGCCAACAAGCCAGUCCUGAGAAAAAGAUUAGCAGUCUCUAUGUAGCUUGUUUAUCUAACAACACUUGCGUGCCUGUCUCUGUAAGUGUCCCACAAGAGGAACGAGGUGUCUUCUCAGGAGCUACCAUGCACCCAGCACCCCCAGGCACAGGCGAUAGCCCCCCCACAGGUGACACCCAAUCGCCCCCUCCUCCCAUCCCUCCCAGGCCGUUUUUAACUAAAGGUCCUGGGAGCUACUGCCAAGGAGGAUACUCCAUCAGGUUCUGGCAAUCAUCUCCAUCGGACCAGAGCGGGGCUGCCAUAGAUUACCAGAACACCAAAUCAGCAAGACAAACAGGACCGUACUGGUCAGGUCAACGGCACCGGUCUGCACAAGCAGAGGGAUACGGCAUGGACGAUACAGCUGGCCCUGCUCAGCCCGACAUCAUAGUGGUCCCACUGACUGAGGUUGCUGUAUUUUCUUCAGCAACAGAGGGCGGUCAGUGCACCCCUCCACCUCCUCUACUACCCACCGGAGCCGAUCCCGCGAGCGCGUCACUCACCCUGCCGACUCUCGAUGAUUUCAUACCCCCUCACCUGCAGAGGACCCCAACUCACCACACACCCACCACCUCCAUCGGCUGUGCUUCCCCUAUUAACCUGCCACCACAACGAGCAUUGUCACCUGCAACGGGUCCCCUUCUUGUAGAAGUUCCUCUGAGUUUCCCUGAGACUUCAGCCACACUCCCUGGAGUUUCUGCACCUACACCUGUGACUUCUGAAGCUUCAGCGCUCAGCUCCAACUGCGAUCUGCACUCACUUUACCCAUCAACAGGCAAGCCUUCCUCAGCCUACCCUUCCACAACAACAGUCAACCCCACUAUUGUGCUUUUACAGCACAACCGAGAACGGCAAAAACGCCUUAAUAGUUUGGCAGAACCUGUGCCAGAGAGGCCGACAGAUCCCAAGACAGAAAGCACAGGUGUGCCGGAGAGGAUUGCAGAUUCCACACAGAGUGAAAAGGCAGCAGAUAUGGACGAGAGGAGAACAAGAGUGAUGAGGGCUCAGUACACUGGCAUCGGCCCUCUAGAUGAUGUAGGAAUUCCAAUGAGGAAUACAGACAAGUCCAAGGAUUGGUAUAAAACGAUGUUUAAACAGAUCCACAAAAUCAAAGAUUCUCCUGAGGAAAACCCUUACCACCCUACCUACAAAUUCCCCGAACCCACCGAAAAGCUGAACAAAAUAGAAGAGGAAAACCCUUAUGCUCCUACCUACCAGUUUCCUGUCUCCACACCUAGUCCUAAUUCUGAAGAUGAAGACUCGGAUUUGUACUCUCCCAGGCACUCAUAUUCUGAAGAGAUGAGAAGUCAGUCGAGUAUGCCUCGCUCGAAGAGUGCAGUGGACAGCAUCGAGGCAGAGGCCUCAGUGAAGAGAUCCGCCACACUGCCUCUGCCAACCCGCUCCUCUUCACUGAAACCAACCGCAGAAAGGAACGACUGGGAGCCCCCAGACAAGAAGGUUGACACCAGGAAAUACCGCGCUGAGCCCAAGAGCAUCUUUGAAUAUGAGCCGGGGAGGUCCUCAGUGCUGAGGCAGGAGAAAGCGACUCGGGAUAUAAGCCCUGAAGAAAUAGAUUUAGAGAGUGAACCUUGGUAUAAAUUCUUUUCAGAGAUGGAGUUUGGAAAACCGCCUCCAAAAAAGAUCUGGGAUUAUACUCCAGGGGACUGCUCUAUCCUCUCUCUAGAGGAUAGAAAGGACCAGCUAGAAAAAGAUCUCUACCUGUACCAGGCUGAGUUAGAGGCAGAUUUAGAAAACAUGGAGAAGCUUUAUAAAGCACAAGAUAAAAGACUGUGGAAGAGUGCACCAUUCAACCCUCUGGAAACCCCAGCAGAGCCUCAUCAAUACUCAAUGUAUACCCCUGACUACCAUGCUGUAAGAAGAGAGACAGACCCAAUGUUUGGCGAUCAGGGGAUCUCUGAGAGCGAGAGACUUAUUUACAAGAAUGUCCUGGAGGGCGGCGACAUUCCGCUGCAGGGUCUAAGCAGUCUGAACAAGCGUCCGUCCAGCUCAUGCUCCACCAAAGUGGACCAUAAAGGUGGGAAUACUUACAUCAUUUCAGCUUCUUCUUCCGUAAAUAGCAGAACAGUUAGUAAUGUGCUAGGUAAUAAAUGUAAGCAUAAGAAGCCAUUAUCAGCCGCUAAAGCCUGCAUUUCCGAAAUCCUCCCCUCCAAAUUUAAGCCCAAAAUGGUGUCUCCCUGCACUGGGUUGCAGGAGAGGGAAGCCUCUGCAGUGCAUCAUUCCAAAGCCCAGAGCUGCGAGGACCUACAUGAUCGCACCACCUAUUUCAACAGCCGGAAGGCGCUGGCGAACGAGGUGGGGCAGAGUGUGGGGUCGCUACUCCACAAGGAGAGGGCUGAGCUGGGGAGGAGGACUAGGAGCAGCGCCAGUCUGCAGGAGUACGGCUCGCAUUCCCGCAGCGGCUCAGCCCCUCCACGGAGCAACGCUGCAGAGUUCAGCACCAUGUACAGAAACAUGCAUCACGUCAAUCGCAUGGGGAUCCAGGAGGCUCCGAACAGAAGCAGCAGCGUGAGGAACAUCGCCUCCCAGUUUGAGCACAAGGAGCGAUGCGAGCUUGGAGGCGUGGAGGAACCGGAGCAGAUCCCCCGGCACACCGUGUCUUCCAGGGUGACUGAGUUUGAGCAGAUCAUUCAGAGAUCGCGAUCCAUGCCCACGUUGGAUACCACCGGAUCAAACCACAGCAAGAGCCCAAGCCCUACCCAUUGCCCGCCCCACAUCGCCUCGGCUUUCUCUGCCGAAUCCCUCCUGGAGCCCCAACAGAGAAGCAAAGAAGAGGAGCCGGAAAUCAAGAUCAUGGUGAAAAGCGCGUCCUUCUCCGGGAGCGAUGCCGAAGACCAAGCCUCGGAGUUUAGUGAUGCUGUGCAGCCCGACUCCCUCUCAGCCUGUACAGAGCCUGAGCUGGACCGUCUCUCCAACACCUCGGCUGACAGCUCCUCCAGCAGCGUCCACCUACCCCACAGACACCAAGCGAACCAGUGCAAGGGAGCCUGCCCUGCCUCCUACACUAGAUUUACAACCAUCCGCCGUCAUGAACAGCAAGCUAAAAUUCAGGCUAAAAUAGGAUCUCAAGACAAUAGAAACACUUUCCCUAGAAACCUCUAUCUUAUGGGCCCCAUGCCCUUCCGAUUGAAAAAGCCUUUCCAGCAGGAGCACAAAAAGACACAUUUUCCAUCUCCCAUUGUCUUGUCAGCAGCCCGGGACUCGCCAAGCCAAAACAGUACCAAGGAGCCUAAAGGAAGUGUGCUAGAUAACAGCUUCCUGCAGUGCUUGUUUUCAGAGGAGAAGCCCCUCAUUCCUCAGAGGCAGUCCUCCCUGGAGGCCGUGGAAAGACUGAACAGUCAGACAGCAGGGGAGACCCAAAACGAAGGCUCAAACUCCCCCCUCAGCAAGCACUAUGGCUACAUUGCUAACGGAAACAGUGUCCCCUUCGCAACGGCCUACGACAGCCUGGACCGUAACAACAAUCCGCAGCCUGAGAUGGGGGUAUACCUCAGAGAUUCUGAUUCGCCACGUCAUUUUGCCCCAGAACGCUCGGAUACGCCGGAGGAUGUCGUUCGUAGACGCCACGAUGACAAAGAGAAACUUUUAGAGGAGCAGAGACGUCUUAAACGAGAGCAAGAGGAAGCUGAUAUUGCAUCUAGAAGGCACAAUGGACUCUUUCUAACACAUCACCAGUUUAUCACUAACGAUCGAUUCGGGGACCUCCUUAACGUUGACGAUGCAGAUAAGAGGAAUUCUGGGUCUGAGGUCUGUUCCAGUUACCUCAAUCAGCUGCUUGACCCAAAGCAAGAUUUGCCUCCCACAUUAUGUAAUGCUUAUUUAAAAAAUGAACCGUCGACUGGGGAAACAAUGUGUAUGGUGCCAGCAAGAGCUAAAUUCGACUUCAAAGCACAAACACUGAAGGAACUGCCUUUCCAAAAGGGGGACAUUGUCUACAUCUACCGACAGAUCGAUCAGAACUGGUACGAAGGGGAGCACCAUGGAACAGUUGGGAUCUUUCCCAGAACAUACGUGGAGCUGCUUCCUCCCACUGAGAAAGCGCAGCCGAAGAAGGUGCCCCCGGUGCAGGUGCUGGAGUACGGAGAGGCCCUGGCCAGGUUCAACUUCACUGGAGACACAGUGGUGGAGAUGUCCUUCAGGAAGGGGGAGAGGAUCACACUGAUCCGCAGAGUAGAUGAGAACUGGUAUGAGGGCAAGAUCUCGGGCACCAGCCGCCAGGGCAUCUUCCCAGUCACCUACAUCGAGGUCCUGAAGCGGCCUCGCGUCAAGAAUGCUGUGGAGUACCCAGACCCGCCUGCGAGCCACUCUCCAGACCGCAGCUCCACGGCCUCGCCACAGUGUGUCCACGACAGGCUCCACACUCCGACCCCCCCUCCUCCUCCGCCCAUGCGCAGGGCAGUCUCCCCCGAAGUGCAGGCCAUCACCUCGGAGUGGCUGGCCCUGACUAUGGGGGUGUCUCGCAGCAGUACCCCGGCAGUCACCCCCCCUCUCCCGCCGCUGCCUGAGGGCUUCUACUCCUGCGGGGACUAUCUGUCUCCAUCCGCCGCGGCCAGCCCAACUCCCUCGCUCUUGAAGAAUGAAAUUGGAUACCAAGGAAUGACUUCAAGACAUCCUAUGUUGCCUUCUGACAUCGCAGCUAACCUGAAUGCCAACUCCUUUGCGCCUUCCCAUCAUUCAUUGCGAACAGGACCAGAACUUACUGACUCUGAAAAGUGUUAUGUGGAAGCUGUCUGCAAUGAGAUCAUUAGCAUUGCAGAAAAGUCUGUCCAUUACUGCAGCGCUCUGUCCCAUCCCCUUGACUCUCGGCACAAGCUGCCUUCUAAUCACAGUAAACGAUCUUUCAUCAUUUCCCAGCAACCGCAGGCUCAUCAACGAGGAAGCGCCCCUGAGCAGAGUCAGCCCAGCAGUGAUGUCUUCCAAGCCCUGUACAGCUACGUGCCACAGAACGAGGAUGAGCUGGAGCUCCGGGAAGGGGAUGUUGUCAAGGUGAUGGAGAAGUGCGACGACGGCUGGUUUGUGGGUACUUCCAGGAGAACAAAACAGUUUGGCACCUUCCCCGGCAAUUACGUCAAGCGCCUUCACCUGUAAAUGUUUCAUCCAAACAGACUCUAUUUAACAACACAGCAUCCCCGACAGAGGAUUGAACAAAGCCUGUUGUUAACACAUUUCAUUUAAAAAAAAAAAAAAAAAAAAAAAAAAAAGACAAAAAAAAUCACGCCUUUCUUUACUGUUGUGUUCGAGGAAUGGCAAGCGUUACUAUGAUAAGAGAAAAUGUGCGAGGUAUGUGAAUUUAUGGUAAGAGGUUCUGAAAAAAGCGCAGCCAUUGUCUCAAUGUCAGCUAUGAACAAGAAAACAGGACUGCAGAGAGAGAGAGAGAGAGAGGUCCUGCGUACACAUGUCUGUUUGAUGCACACUGUCACCAAGUCUCGACACCUGUUUCACUUUGUGCUAUCCACAAAUGUAGAAGAAAGCAGCUGAAGUGAUGCCAGUAGGAUUUAAGGACGUACGUUUAAGAUGGGAUCCGCGGUACUGAUUUAGAUUUAACCAGGAGUGCUUUCACUACUGGAGCUGCCAAACCGCUCCACUGCUUGAAUAUCAGGCAGACCCCUGCACGUCUUUCCUGGUUAAAAUUGAAUUGUUUUUUUGAAGUGAAAUGAUAGAAAGUCCAACAUUGCAAGAAAGGUUUGCCACAUGAUCACCAGCUGUAAGCAUGGCGUUCUCAGUGCUCCCCUCCCCACCUAAUCCUUGCCUGGAUCCCCAGACUAACCAAUGCCUUUCAUUAUAACUAUCUUCAACUGCAACAAAAAACAUAUAGGAUAAGGUUUAGACUGCUAUUUUUGUCAUAAUGGAUUGAUAAAAUUAAUACAAAAUAUUAAAAAGCCUAUUUUUAUGCAGAUGCCUUUUUUUAGAGAGAAUUUAUUUAACAGGAAUUUGUUAAUCUAUUAACAGACUAUAUAAGCAUGUCCUGCUGCAACACACUUUGUAACAUGCUCCGUGCAACUGCUGGCACAGCCCCGGUUAGUGAGGAGAAAAACAUGUUUGACUAAAGUAUAAUGUAAAUAUGUAUAUUUUGAUUUUUGUACAGAAUGUGUACCUGUAUAGAAAAUUAUUUAAUAGAGAGAGGGAUUUAAAUGACAGAAAAAAAGUUGAAGGCAGUUAUUGAGCUCUUUACCUAGAGGAUUUUAGUAAAGCACACGACACAAUAUGUUCAGCACAGAAAAACCACAUGCACUAAAGAACCAAUUUGACUCUACCACCUUGCGGGGAUCCCAGGCCCUGGUCAGACUUAUUGAAUGAAAUUUGCAGCGUUUUUGUUUUGCCUUUGCUGUUCUCUGUAAUUUUAGAAAUACCCCUAGAAUUGUAUAACUCACCCCAUAGCAGUGUAUUACAAACACAUUUUAAUAUGCCUAAUAAUGAAGUUUACAGUAUGCUGACUGUGUAUAACCAGUGCUUCCAGUACAUUUUUAUUUACCAUUUCUGUGUGCUGCAGUUCAUUAUAAACACAUCUUGCAGCAUGUUGCGUUUCAAUGUUUUAUUUUUAUUGCAGUGCUUUAUGAUUUGACAACAUUAAUUAACAAAGAGCAUCUAUUUACUGCUGUGGUUGCUAAAUGCAGUAUUAUGCAAUAUUUAAUAAACUUUAUUCAACCCUG
Acipenser ruthenus (sterlet) is the source of this 7825-nucleotide messenger RNA. Its product is annotated as sorbin and SH3 domain-containing protein 1. Gene Ontology annotation, cellular component: nucleus; cell-substrate junction; cytoplasm. Lineage: Eukaryota; Metazoa; Chordata; Actinopteri; Acipenseriformes; Acipenseridae. Gene Ontology annotation, molecular function: protein binding. The transcript has 38 exons. The record is from RefSeq and is a predicted model, not a curated record. The coding region runs from base 375 to 6263 and encodes 1962 amino acids. Gene Ontology annotation, biological process: cell-substrate adhesion.